AUGGCUUCACCGUCGAGAAAUAUCAUGGAUCAACCGGCCAGAUCAGCUUCGCCAGCUGGCGGCCAGCCUCGAUCGUAUUCCACUUCGGUUCCGCGAGCCGACUUGACGGCGCGACUUGCGUCUCCCAUCCCAUCACAACAACUCGGCACACCGCCCCCAAGAGGAGCCUCGCCUCGUCCCGACGCGGGCGAGCGCUCAGAUGCCCUCGAUGAGCUGACUCCUCUGAUGGGAACUGGUACAAGUGUUCAAGGACCUGGUGUAUCUGCUCUCGCUGCAGCUCUCUCCAACUCUCUAGGCCAGUCACCGCCGCGACACGGAACUCCAGCGCGUUUGGGAACGCCUCCGAUCCGAACGCAGUCUCCUGCCCUCGGCGGUCGAGGUUCAGGGACUCCGACCAACUAUGGCUCCUUCGAUUCAAGAUCACGGCCUGCGUUAGGCACUAGUGCGCCAUACGAAGAUCCCGAGAUUGUCAAGCGUCAUCUUGUCCAGCCGACGGAUGAGAACUUGGUAUCAGAAGAGUCAUCGAUCAAAGGAAACGUCAAAGGAAAACAGCCCGAGAUUGGCGGAGCAGGUUUGCAUGACGACGAGUUUUCCAGCUUGCGAUUGCAGGGCGGCGACGUCACUCGUGGUAUCUACAAGUGGACUGAGCAAGCUGAAGCCAGGGCCAAGAACCAGCGCAGUAAGAGUUUCGACCUGGGUAGACCCGAGCCCGAGGCUGAGGUCCUCGACAUCAACUCGAUCAAGGUGCCCGGUGGCUUCCGAAGAAACCACCUUCGACGCGUUGCCCGAAGUCCCAACGGUCAGGGAAGCCACCCGGAGGAUGGCUACGAUUCGCCCGCAGCCGGACAGCAGAGGCUGUUCACCUCGAGUUUCCUGGAGUUCUUGUCGAUAUACGGCCACUUCGCUGGUGAAGAGCUAGAGGAGGAUGACGAAGACCUGGGCCCCAACGAAUACUUCUCAUCGGGAGAGGAUACGGACGAAUAUGACUCGGCAGACGAGCGGGAACCCAUGGAAGACAGCGCCCUAUUGACUCCCUCGAGACGUAGGCGCAGACGAAAGGUUCGUGGCGGCAGCGGCAACAACAGUCCCAUGAACGCGGCGCUUCUGCUUCUCAAGUCGUUCGUGGGUACUGGUGUGCUGUUCCUCCCUCGCGCGUUUCUCAACGGAGGCAUGCUCUUCAGCAACCUGGUCCUCUUUUUCGUUGCUGCGCUCAGCUAUUACUGCUUCGUGCUCCUCGUCCGGACCCAGCUGAGGAUCGGUGGCUCUUUUGGUGAUCUGGGCGGCGCCCUCUAUGGAAAGCACAUGCGAACGCUUAUUCUGGCAUCCAUCGUCAUCAGCCAGAUUGGCUUUGUGGCUGCCUACACCGUUUUCACUGCAGAAAACCUGCAAGCGUUUAUCCGGGCUGUCUCCAACUGCAAGACGUCAAUUAGCGUCCCAUGGCUUAUUCUAAUGCAGAUGGUCAUCUUCCUGCCUUUCUCUCUCCUGAGAGAUAUUGGAAAGCUUGGAUUCACAGCUCUUAUUGCUGAUGCCUUUAUCCUUGUCGGACUGGCGUAUCUUCUAUACUACGAUAUCCUGACGCUCAACGAGAAUGGUCUUGCCGACAUCAUCAUGUUCAACGAGAAGGACUGGACUCUGUUCAUCGGAACAGCCAUUUUCACUUUCGAGGGCAUCGGGCUUAUUAUUCCCGUGCAAGAAUCGAUGAGGCACCCGGAGAAGUUUCCCAAGGUCUUGCUUAUCGUCAUGAUCAUCAUCACGGUGCUCUUUAUUGGAAUGGGCGCUAUCUCGUAUGCCGCGUACGGAUCUCACACGGAAACUGUGGUGCUUCUCAAUCUCCCUCAGGACAACAAGCUGGUCAACGGUGUCCAGUUCCUUUACUCGGUCGCCAUCUUGCUCUCGACGCCCCUGCAGAUCUUCCCAGCCAUCCGUAUCGCUGAGACAGAGUUGUUCACUCGCAGCGGCAAGUACAACCCUUGGAUCAAGUGGCAGAAGAAUAUUUUCCGAUUCUUUGUGGUGAUGCUGUGCGCAGCUAUUGCUUGGGGUGGAGCGGAUCAUCUCGACAAGUUUGUAGCUCUCGUGGGCAACUUUGCCUGUAUCCCCUUGGUCUACAUCUAUCCGCCCAUGCUUCACUACAAGGCCGUUGCUCGCAACAAGUUCUGGAAGUGGUCUGAUAUGAUCCUGUGUGUGUUUGGUUUCGUCGCCAUGGCCUAUGCCACGAGUCUCACUGUGCUGAGCUGGGCCAACGCCGACCCCAAGCCUCCGGGAUACUGCGACAAGAAGGGUAUGGGAUUUGGAUUCUAA
Molecule: messenger RNA, 2298 nt
Organism: Fusarium keratoplasticum
Lineage: Eukaryota; Fungi; Ascomycota; Sordariomycetes; Hypocreales; Nectriaceae
Product: Aa-trans domain-containing protein
Exons: 2
Coding region: 1-2298 (765 amino acids)
Biological process (GO): amino acid transmembrane transport
Molecular function (GO): amino acid transmembrane transporter activity
Source: RefSeq, a predicted model, not a curated record